Diabrotica balteata is the source of this 1681-nucleotide messenger RNA. NCBI's taxonomy places the organism in Eukaryota, Metazoa, Arthropoda, Insecta, Coleoptera, Chrysomelidae. The record is from the annotation of a GenBank genome assembly.
UACUUUUUGAAAAUAAACACCUUACACUUUAGAAAAACGCUAUAACAUUCACCUGUCCUCCCAAAAAAGUUGUCGAAUGUCAAUAUGGCGGACUUGAAAGAGAAUCGUAGUUCAUGCCACGUCUUGAGAACCAGCGUGUCGCAUUGGUUGGCGCAUGACACGUGACCUUUUAGUUUUAGUCAUCGACUUCUAACCUAUCCAGUAUAGCACGUUUUAUGAUUUUGUUUUGUUUACGGAAUUAUUUUACGUUCAUUUAAAAUUAUCUUAAGAGUUAAGAUGGUUUACCCCAAUUCCCCGUUUAAGAUAACUUUCAACAAUAAAUUAAUAACACAUUUAUUUAUUGAUGAUAGUGUCACCAAAACAUCGGUUUCAAAUGAAGAAUUAUUAAAAAUACAGCAAUGGUUAUGUUCUUCGCCAAAAAUAACCUCUUUAAGAGUAAAUACAUUAAAAACAAAUAUUGCCAAAGUUUUAAAGGUAUUAAACACCCAUUUCGCAGAAAAUUGCAAUUAUACACCGAAUGUUUAUAUACAUCCUUCUUUUACCAAUGUAAUAAUAAUUGACAGUGGAAAUUGUUCAACAGAGUUUGAAAAGUUUGAUAAAGAAAUUAUAGUAGACACUGAUUGUGCUUCAGCAAUUCUUCGAGGUGCUCAUAUAUAUGCCCCAGGAGUAUUAGGAAUGGUUUCAGGUUGCCAGGUAAAUGAAAACGUUAGUAUUUACGCCGAUGUUGCAAAAAAGUGUAAAAAGGGACUUCAGAGAAUAUAUGAAAAUGACUUCAAAAUAUUCAUUGGAAAUGGGGUAGUUAAGAUGCAGAGACACCAGUUGUUUGCAACUGAAAAUAUUACGCCCAGUGGCAUUGCUGUAGAAGUAACAGACACCAUUUCAGGAUGUGUACCCAUAAACGAAAAUAUAUUACCAAUAGGAGAGAUUUUACUACAAAAUAUACCAUCUAUUUUAUGUGUUCAUAAUCUUAACCCCAAAUCUGGUGAUGUAGUACUUGAUAUGUGUGCUUCUCCUGGGAAUAAAACUACUCAUAUAUCAGAAUUAAUGCAGAAUAAGGGAAUAUUAAUAGCCAUAGACAAGACUCCAAAGAAGGUUGCUCAACUUCAAAAACGCUGUGAGGAUUUCGGCGCUAAAGUGUAUAGUUUUCAAGCUGAUUCUACUGCAAUACUUUCAGAUACUUUAAGUUGUUCAAAUAUAAUAGACGGUCCACCAUUUUCACCUCAAUCGUUCGACAAAAUACUUUUAGAUGCACCUUGUAGUGUUCUUGGGAAAAGACCACAACUGGCCAAUAGGUUGUCAGAGAACGAGAUCAAAUCAUUCGUUCCAUUACAAAGAAAACUGUUUGAAAGUGCAGCAAAAUUAUUGAAGCCAGGCGGAAUUAUGGUCUACAGCACAUGUACUAUAACGCUGUCUGAGAACGAAGGCAUUGUAGCGUGGGCCUUAAAAAAUUUUAAUUUCUUAGAAUUAGUUCAACCAGAUUUGAGUUUAGGAGAACCUGGAUGGCCUGGAACUUCUCUUUCAGAUGAAACAAGGAGUUUGGUUCAGAGAUUUGGACCUAAUUCAGAGGUGGAUUCGGUGGGAUUCUUCUUUGCCGUUUUUAAAAAGAAAACUUGAGUUAUUUUCAGUAUUAAGGUCAUGUUGUAUAUAUUGUUAUUAUUACUAUAAUAUAUUUAAUAAUUAA